AUGUCUUCCCAAGGCUCUCGAUUGCAAGGAAAGGUUGCCAUUGUCACCGGAGGAGGCUCCGGCUUUGGCGCUGCAAUUGCCCGUCGAUUCGGCGAGGAAGGUGCGAAGGUCCUGGUCGCAGAUAUCAACGUCCAGGGAGGCGAGCAGGUCGCUGCUCAGAACCCCAGCAACCUGAAGUUCCAGCGGAUGGAUGUUACACAAAAGGCUGACUGGACGACCAUUGUUGAUCGGGCGUUCUCCGAAUUUGGAAGACUGGAUAUCAUGGUGAACAAUGCCGGAACUAGCUAUCGCAACAAGCCCACCGCUGAGGUGACCGAGGAAGAAUGGGAGCGAGUGUUCAACGUCAAUGUCAAGAGCAUCUACCUAGCUGCCCAAGUCGUCAUGCCCAAAUUUAUUGAACAAGGCCAGGGUGGCUCUAUGAUUAACAUCUCUUCGACUGGUGCUAGUCGUCCUCGACCGGGUCUGGUGUGGUAUAAUGCCUCUAAGGGCGCUGUCACAAACGCUACCAAGGGGCUCGCCGCCGAGUAUGGUCCUCACAACAUCCGAGUCAACAGUGUCGCUCCUCUACUUUCCGGUACCGGUCUCUUUUCUAUGUUUACCGGUAUGGAGGAUACCCCCGAGAAUCGCCAAAAGUUCAUCGGAAAUGUUCCUUUGGGUCGUUUGACCGAGGUGGAUGAUAUUGCCAACAUUUGUCUGUUCCUUGGAAGUGAUGAGGGACGUUUCAUCAAUGGUACUGAAAUGGUCAUCGAUGGUGGAAAGUGUAUUUAA
Penicillium subrubescens is the source of this 768-nucleotide messenger RNA. Its product is annotated as SDR family oxidoreductase. Lineage: Eukaryota; Fungi; Ascomycota; Eurotiomycetes; Eurotiales; Aspergillaceae. Bases 1 to 768 code for a protein of 255 amino acids. The record is from RefSeq and is a predicted model, not a curated record. The transcript is spliced from 4 exons.